AUUUUCAUUUCUUUUUCAUUAAAAUCUUACGACUGGUUGAUAUUUCUACCAUUUCUCCGUUCUAUUAAAUUUGAUUGAAAAUAAAAGCAGAUUUCCAUCCACUUUGUUCCAUUUCACCAAUGUCGCAGCUACUGUGGUUCAACCUCUUGGUUUGCUCCUGUCUGAAUCGCUUUGGUUUAUUCCAUACUGUUCGACAAAGUUUUCGACCGUUGCUUUCGAUCGAAUCCAUUUCCAUCGUGUCCCAAACCUAUUGUUUCAAAAGCAUGAAACUUUUAAUCCCAGAUCUUGUUUUACGAAAUCACUAAGAUGAAAUUUUAUAUGAACUGUAAUUAUCUAGUAAUUCCACACUUUUGUUUUUGUGGAAACUUACGAUGAUUUCCGUAAUCCUCUAUUGACUAGUUUCUAUAGCAUAGCUCAAUGUCUUGAAUUCCAAUAAAGAACGAUAAAUCUCGACCAAUCUGCUAAAACAAUCGUCAAUUGAUGCCCAUUCCGAAGUCAUUCCGGAUACAUGGCAACAAAAAUUCAAAAAGAAUACGUUCUCAAAUCCAAAAGUUCAAUGAACGGAGCUACUGUAUGCAUUUUUGCUUAUCUGACUACCGGUAUGCCAUGGCAUGAUCGCGCUCUUUUUUCGAUGGUUUGCUACAAAACAAAAGCACAUCAACCGUUACUACGAGACGGGCGUGAUUGCCCAGGCGGGUCAUACACGCUUUUCCCUUACCUUUGGCAUCCGUUGCAACAUCAACACUGCUGCUGCUUGAUAAUUCACACGCUGCACUCACGUAGAUAGGCGACGAUAGGAUAGGGAUAGGGAUUUCUCGUUCGUUUUUUUUCUAUCUCCCACCCACAGCAGUGUUGGUUGUGAGGAGGAGAGCAAGCGAUAUCGUACCGGAGAUUCGGGCGUAUGUUUGCGGACAGCUGAGAUAAAAUCCAUCCCCUUAUGUCCACACAGUCGGUAAUGUAAGCAGUAGACCGAAGCGUGCAAUGAAUCAGUGCGCGAGAUCAUGUCCCAGGAACCGGACAUGGCAGUGGUGCUGUGUGAAGUUAUCAAAUAGUGCGCGCGUUCAGCUUCAGCGUGAUUCGGAGGUUUUAAUCUACUACCGCACAGUAAAAUAAAGCACGUUUGACAUGCGAGCCUCCCGUGUCCCACCGGAUGGUGGCUUUGGGUGGGUUGUAGUGGCCGGUUGUGCACUGGUGAAUGUGUUCAAUCAAUCGUUGGUCUCUGUGUUUGGGCUCAUGUUUGCGGACUACCUCGCCAGUCUCGGAGAGCACGCCUUUGGGGCGGCGCUGGUGAUGAACGUGAUGAACAUUUCGCUCAACUUUUCCGGCCUCAUUACCGGGCCCAUUAUCAAACACUUCAAUCCAAGAAAGGCCGCUAUUCUGGGUAGUCUGCUGACGGGCACUGCGCUCUCGCUAUGUUCGUACAGUACCAAACUGUGGCAGAUUGUGCUAUCGUACAGUGUGACCUUUGGAUUUGGACUGGGGCUAAUACAGUCGUCCACGUUCGUUGCCCUCAACUCCUACUUUCGUCAUCGCAAGGGACGAGCGGUGGGCUUUGCGCUGGCAGGAACCGGCAUUGGUCAGAUUCUGAUGCCGCUGCUCGUGCAGUAUCUUCUGAGCAACUUUAACUUUAGAGACACAACUCUUAUCAUCGGUGGACUAGCGUUUAAUGGAGUGGUUGGUGCCAGCUUACUCCAGCCCGUAGAAUGGCACCUGAAGGAUAGUGUGGCGGGAGAUGAUAGGGAGAGCCAACCACUGCUGGCUAUGGAUAAGCCGAGCUCACAUGCCAAUGGAACUUCUUGCAAGAAAGCAUCUUGCGGUUGGUCAAAACUAGCUGCCUUGAUGGAUUUUGCCAUUCUCAAGCAGGUUUCGUUUUUGAACUUGAUCGUUGGUCUUGGACUAGCGUACACAGCGUCGACAAGUUUCUCUUUAUUUUUUCCUUACUUUCUACAGAAAUCUGCCAAUCUAACCAUGCUCGAAGCGGCCAACUGCAUGUCGGUGCUUUCUACGACUGAUCUCAUCACGAGGAUAACCGUCCCGGCGUUUGUGGAUAGGAUGGAGUUUUCCCACCGUACCACGUUUCUGCUAGCCGGAAUCUGCCUGGUGGUGGCACGCUCUGUUAUGGCCGAAAUGCGCUCCCUGGUGCCGCUCAUGGUCACGUCCGCCUUUUACGGUAUCUUCCGCUCGAUCACGAUCGUCAAUCAGAACCUGACGGUGGCGGAAUAUUGCGGCGAGAGAAAGAUCGAAAAGAUGCUCCCCAAUGCGCUUGGGUUUAAUAUGGUAACGAAGGGCAUACUGGUGCUGACCCUUGGGCAAAUCCUUGGCUGGUUUGCUGACUUUACCGGCAGCUACUCGUUGAACUUGCACGCCCAGAACCUACUGCUCGUAACGACCUGCGUGCUGUGGUUGUGCGAAAUGUACUUUAAAGACGAUAACUAACCUGUGGCAGACCUCUUACUAGUCGUUUAAAUUUGUUAAUUUGAUGAUAAGCAUAGAAAAUACAAAUUCGCGGACGUUUGCACUUGA
Molecule: messenger RNA, 2523 nt
Organism: Anopheles gambiae (African malaria mosquito)
Lineage: Eukaryota; Metazoa; Arthropoda; Insecta; Diptera; Culicidae
Product: monocarboxylate transporter 12
Exons: 4
Coding region: 1126-2436 (436 amino acids)
Biological process (GO): monocarboxylic acid transport; transmembrane transport
Molecular function (GO): monocarboxylic acid transmembrane transporter activity
Source: RefSeq, a predicted model, not a curated record